Molecule: messenger RNA, 948 nt
Organism: Zophobas morio
Lineage: Eukaryota; Metazoa; Arthropoda; Insecta; Coleoptera; Tenebrionidae
Gene: Ftz
Product: homeobox protein Hox-D5-like
Exons: 2
Coding region: 1-948 (315 amino acids)
Biological process (GO): negative regulation of transcription by RNA polymerase II; anterior/posterior pattern specification
Cellular component (GO): nucleus
Molecular function (GO): RNA polymerase II cis-regulatory region sequence-specific DNA binding; DNA-binding transcription factor activity, RNA polymerase II-specific
Source: RefSeq, a predicted model, not a curated record
AUGAACGUUUCAGCACAGUUUAGUGACUAUUGGACCAACGUACACCUGUAUCAGAAUUACAGGAACCAGUUUUUUAGUGAGUGUGAGGGUGCUGAAAAAACACCUGAACAUUACGCACACAACGGAUACCACCCCGGAGCGGCAUACCAAAACGUGAAAGAAGAACCGACGUACGAAAGCUGCAGGUUUUCGAUAAAUCAAACAUAUUCAAAUAAUUUUGACAAUUCUAUUACGCCGAGUGUGAAUCACGACUUCACGCAACAUUUGAAUCAGUUUGACAGCUGUCAGCAGGGUCUUUACGACCAAAGCAAAGGUGUAUCGACUAAUGAGACCAGUCUGCUUCUCAAUGAGAAUAAAUUGGAGAAGAAGGAUGAUGAUUCGCCCGCACUACGGGCCCUGUUAACCAGACCGCAGGCGAAGAACAACAAUUACCAAAGCAUGGACUUCCAGAACUUUAACGAAGACACACCGUGCGAAGAAGAGCGCUACGGAUCUCCUCCGACUGAAAACAAAAGUGUUGCUGAAAAUGCCAGUUUUUACCCUUGGAUGAAAUCGAACGGUGAUUCAGCGAACGCCGGAGGCAAGAGAACGCGUCAGACUUAUACACGCUACCAGACUUUGGAAUUAGAGAAAGAAUUUCAUUUUAACAAGUAUUUGACGAGGCGCCGCAGAGUUGAGAUUGCGCACAGUUUGAGUUUGACCGAGCGCCAAAUCAAAAUUUGGUUUCAGAAUAGGAGAAUGAAAGCGAAAAAGGAUACGAAGUUUUCGCAAGAUUUUCUAGAGCAGUGUACUAUUUCCUCGACGCAAAACUUCGUCCCUCUCUAUACGGGCAACACCGGAAUUAAAGAGACUUCAAUGAAUGAUGUGGAGAGGAACGUCUACGACAAAGAGAUCGCGAAGCCUUUGACCCAGAUUAAAAACAUACCUGGACCACCAUCCUCGCCUUGA